Messenger RNA from Vigna umbellata (rice bean), 848 nucleotides. Its product is annotated as Cupredoxin superfamily protein. Gene Ontology annotation, molecular function: electron transfer activity. Gene Ontology annotation, cellular component: plasma membrane. The record is from RefSeq and is a predicted model, not a curated record. Lineage: Eukaryota; Viridiplantae; Streptophyta; Magnoliopsida; Fabales; Fabaceae.
AUUAACUUUUCCAUUCUUUAAGUUCCAUUCUCCAUCUCCCUAGUGAAAAAGGAUAUAUAAAGAUCCCAGAGAGAAGAGAAGAGAAGAGGCUCAAUUGCUCAAACCUCAGGAAAAGGAAAAGGUGAUUCCUAAUUACUGUGCAGAGCUUGUAGCCAUGGCAUUCACAGAGAAAGCUGUGGUUUUCUUGCUGAUGAUGAUGGCAGCUUUUCAUGUUUCACAGGCAGCUGUGCACAAGGUUGGGGACUCGUCUGGCUGGACCAUCAUUGGUAAUAUAGAUUACAAGAAAUGGGCUGCUACCAAGAAUUUCCAAGUUGGUGACAGUAUCAUUUUUGAGUACAAUGCGAAGUUCCACAACGUGAUGCGAGUGACACAUGCUAUGUACAAGUCCUGCAAUGCAUCGUCCCCGUUGACAACCAUGACUACUGGGAAUGACACCAUAAAGAUAACAAAUUAUGGUCACCAUUUCUUCCUAUGUGGAAUUCCUGGUCACUGCCAAGCAGGGCAGAAGGUUGAUAUCAACGUGGUGAAGGUAUCUGCUGCAGCAGCACCAACACCAACAUCAGCAAUGGCAUCUCCAGUUCCACCUGCUAAUGUGCCAGCACCCUCUCCAAAUGUUGCAUCCCCAUUCAUUGUUGCCAAAGGAGGUGUCGGGGUCUUGACUUUGGCUAUUGCUUUGGUUGCAUUUCUUACUCUUUUUACCCAUGCAUGAUUGGGAUUUAUACUUGUUAAGAAUAUGGUUUACUCGCCAUUUGGAUUUUUUAUUUUGGACAUGUCAAGAUAUUUCGAUACUUUUUCAUUGUCACGAUCCUUGUAAACGUUUUCUAAUGACGAGAUUUUCUUUUCACGUC